AAUCAAGAAACUGCAAAAGAAACCUUUUUGUUAUACCAGGGUCGUCAACGAGCACCGGAACGAAUGGUGAAAAUGUUGUUAGAUGGUACCAAGAAAUACAACAAGGAGUCAAGAGGAAACAAACGAAAAAGAACAAAAAACAAAGGGAAGCGGAAGAAGAAGGGGAAUAA
Molecule: messenger RNA, 170 nt
Organism: Gilbertella persicaria
Lineage: Eukaryota; Fungi; Mucoromycota; Mucoromycetes; Mucorales; Choanephoraceae
Exons: 1
Source: RefSeq, a predicted model, not a curated record